This is a messenger RNA of Leptonychotes weddellii (Weddell seal), 2436 nucleotides long. RefSeq names its product zinc finger protein 71 (gene ZNF71). Lineage: Eukaryota; Metazoa; Chordata; Mammalia; Carnivora; Phocidae. Gene Ontology annotation, molecular function: DNA-binding transcription factor activity, RNA polymerase II-specific; RNA polymerase II cis-regulatory region sequence-specific DNA binding. Gene Ontology annotation, biological process: regulation of DNA-templated transcription. The record is from RefSeq and is a predicted model, not a curated record.
GGCUGUGGAGAGGGGGCUCCGGUGGGAGAGGAGGCGGAUCGGUGUCCCUGACCGCGUGUGCGCCGGCCCUGCCAUCGUGCCCGUGUGUAAGUCAGAUCUGCCCGUUCCCGUCACCCUGGGCACUGGGGGGAUGGCCACCCAGCUGCUGACUGACGAGGCCCUGGAAUCAGUGACGUUCAGGGAUGUGACAGUGGACUUCACCCAGGAGGAGUGGCAGCAGUUGGAGCCUGCCCAGAAGGACCUGUACAGAGAUGUGAUGCUGGAGAACUACAGGAACCUGGUCUCUCUGGACUUGGAGACUAGACCUGAAAUGAAGGAGUCGGGUCCAAAGGAGGACAGUGCGGAAGACAGACCGUCCGUUGGGGUGGGACCCCCGAGAAAUGGUGCCCGCGGUCUGGCCUCUGAAGGAGCGUGGACACAGGGUGACUGGGUGGAGGGGCAGCUGGGAAACAGAAAGACCUGCCUGGAGCAGUCGGAGGCUUCCCAGGAGCUCACCCCCGCGUGCCGGGAAUUUAAGGCAUUCACCCGCCAGAGCUCCGGCCCGGUCCCACCACGGUCGGAAGGCCCAAGGGAAGAGGGGACCCGGCCGUUGGUCACGCAUGGGAAGACGUUCCUGAGGGCCCCGGACCUCAGCCGGCCGCCCAGACUCGACGUGGAGAAGAAAUCCUACGACUGCAGCGCCUGUGGCAAGGCUUUCAGCCGGAGCUCAUCCCUGAUGAAGCACCAGCGGAUCCACACGGGAGAGAAGCCCUUUGAAUGUGACGUCUGUGGGAAGCACUUCAUUGAGCGGUCGUCCCUCACCAUCCACCGGAGAGUUCACACCGGAGAGAAGCCCUACCGGUGCGGGGACUGCGGCAAGGCCUUCAGCCAGCGCAUGAACCUGAUCGUGCACCAGAGGACGCACACGGGCGAGAAGCCCUACGUGUGCGACGUGUGCGGGAAGGCUUUCCGCAAGACCUCGUCGCUCGCGCAGCAUGAGCGGAUCCACACGGGGGAGAAGCCCUAUGCGUGCGGGGACUGCGGCAAGGCCUUCAGCCAGAACAUGCACCUCAUCGUGCACCAGAGGACGCACACGGGCGAGAAGCCCUACGUGUGCGACGUGUGCGGCCGCGCCUUCAGCCAGAACAUGCACCUGACCGAGCACCAGAGGACGCACACGGGCGAGAAGCCCUACGCAUGCAAGGAGUGCGGGAAGGCCUUCAACAAGAGCUCGUCCCUCACUCUGCACCAGAGGAACCACACGGGCGAGAAGCCCUACGUGUGCGGCGAGUGCGGCAAGGCCUUCAGCCAGAGCUCCUACCUCAUCCAGCACCAGCGGUUCCACAUCGGCGUGAAGCCCUUUGAGUGUAACGCGUGCGGGAAGGCCUUCAGCAAGAACUCGUCCCUCACCCAGCACCAGCGGAUCCACACCGGGGAGAAGCCCUAUGAGUGCUACAUCUGCAAGAAGCACUUCACGGGGCGCUCGUCCCUCAUCGUGCACCAGAUGGGCCACAGCGGGGAGAAGCCGUACGCCUGCGGUGAGUGCGGGAAGGCCUUCAGCCAGAGCGCCUACCUCAUCGAGCACCAGCGGAUCCACACCGGGGAGAAGCCCUACAAGUGCGGCCAGUGUGGCAAGGCCUUCAUCAAGAACUCUUCGCUCACGGUCCACCAGAGAAUCCACACGGGGGAGAAGCCGUACAAGUGCAGCGAGUGUGGGAGAACCUUCAGCCGGAACACCAACCUCACGCGCCAUCUGAGGAUCCACACCUAGGGGCGGCCUGGGGGGCACCUCGUCCUGUGGCCUUCCUUCAGGGGCCUCAGAGUCCGCACCAGGAGGGGUGGGAUCCUUCACACCCGCCGGCAGCACGAGAAGUUCUGACAGGGUCGCCCACGGGUAGCACCACGGGUUAGAGGAGUCCCGCCCCGGACGGGCCUUACGGAUGGGGACUUGUGGACAGGCCCCUCCCUACGGGGCACCUGCACGUCCACAGCAGAGCAAGUCCCUCGUGUCUAACGCACUUGGGACCAUGCUCAGGGGCACUGUGGCUGGAAACUCGCAGGAGCUCCAGGAGCCCGGGCAUCAGGGUUCCAGGCCGUGGGAAUGAACUGUAAGAGCUGGCACAAGGUUAUUUAGUGUCUCUGGGGCGACACUCAGUAGGAAAAUGCAGGAGGGGGCUGGGGGCGGAGGUGGACUCGAUAAGUGAACGUGGGGACAUUUCUGGACCCUAGAUCUGGUCCAGAUGUUAGGUCUCACCCUCCACGAAUUCCCUCCUGGGGUGGAAGCCAGAGGGGCCCUCCCUCCGUCCGUCCCCAAGCCACCGAGCCAGAGAAGCUGGCAAGUUGUAAGUGGGCGGAAAACGUGGUUUUCAACAUCAGCAAACAACAGUAAGCACUUCAGAUGCCGAAGUUUCUCAGAGUCUGUUAAAUUUUUUAAAAAUAAAACUUUUAAUUAAGAGA